This is a messenger RNA of Xyrichtys novacula (pearly razorfish), 841 nucleotides long. The record is from the annotation of a GenBank genome assembly. NCBI's taxonomy places the organism in Eukaryota, Metazoa, Chordata, Actinopteri, Labriformes, Labridae.
AUGUCAGCUCCUAUAAAAGGAGACCCUUCUUGGACUGACAUCAGCCUCAGCUGGGACCAAACUGGUGACACAGACCUGAUCUUUCUUCACCUGAUAAACAGGAAUUUAAAGGUGAGUCUUUACAGAGGAAGGGUUGUGGCAGCUGUUACAUAUCGAUGGACUGAGCAGGACAAGUGUCUAAGAGCCCAAUUUGGAAAUGGCGAUAUAAUUCUGGAUGCUAAUUUCUGUAUUAUAUUGUUCAUGAAUGGCAACGUAAAUUUGUUAACGCUUUAAUUGGAGCUGAAGUUACAAUGAAAAUUUGUCAGCCUGUUGUAUAGAUUUGACUCUUUGACUCUAACAUUGUUCAUUCUUACCUUUAAAGUAGCUGAAAGUGCCUGUAAUCUUACAUUAGGAGAUGAUAAAAGUGUCUGUAGUUCUGGGGAAACUAAUAGCGGUGUUUUCUUUCUCAUUCUCCAUCCUCAGCCCCAACUAUGGCUCGUCUGGAGAAUGCCAUUACAGGCCUUGUGGAGCUGUUCAAUGAGUACGCAGACUGUGAUGGUUAUAUAGCCAAGGAAGACUUCAAGGACAUGUUGGACAGAGAAAUUUCAAACCCUGAAGUUAAGGUAAGAAACUAAACUCACUUGUGAUGCAAUACAUUUCACAAAACACCUUUACUUACAACUAUUUGGCAUUUAUUGUUGUUAUGUGUGAUCAUCUCCAGGCUGAGGUCACUGAAGAAACACUGGACAAGGCCCUCGGAGCGCUGGAUCGGGACAAGGAUGGAUACAUCGACAUCAAAGAGUUUACUUUGUGUGUGGGUUUCAUGACCAGAUGCCUCUAUCACGUGGACAAAGUUGCAUAA